Molecule: messenger RNA, 211 nt
Organism: Porites evermanni
Lineage: Eukaryota; Metazoa; Cnidaria; Anthozoa; Scleractinia; Poritidae
Source: the annotation of a GenBank genome assembly
AUGUUUAAAGAGCAGCCUUUUGUUGUAAACCCCUUGUCAGUUUCUAUACAGCCAUGCAGUAAGAAGAGGUUAAUUCUUGAUUUGCGCCAUGUCAAUAAGUCAUUAAUUAAGCAAAGUGUUUAAGUACGAGGACUGGAGGACUUUGUAUAACGCGGGUUUUGUUGUCAACGAAGGCCAAUCGGUAUGGGAGCCCACCCAAGUAUUGGACUAG